GUUCAUCCAAUGCUUUCCUUGACCUUUCCGCCUCGUUGUCCACGGAUUAUUCUGCUUGGUCGGGGGACAAUAUGCCAUCCGCACCUCCACCUCAGUUCUUGUCGAUAGGCGGCUUUAGGGUCGCUCUGGAACUGUAUCCUUCGCUUGUGGAGAAAGUGUACACGUCCAAACUCAAAGAUCCCAAGAAAGUUGCGGACGCGCUUCAACGCGACAAAUGGCGAUUCGAGGAAUUGCCGGCCAAUGUUGCCCACAUGAUCGGCAGUCGUCAGAAAGACGUGAAACAUGAGAAGGCUAGCAGUAAUGUCAAGGAUGGGGGGCUCACGAAAAACGCUGUUGAAAGGCUAGUGCAAUGGAAGAUCACGCAUGGCCACUCUCGUCCGUUCCUGCCCGCCAUGGUGCGCAAAAACGAUCCGUUAGCAGUUCAAACCCAGACGGCUGCGGCGUUCACCAAGCUAUCCUUUUCUGAUAGUCCUGAACCCCCAUCAACAUCGACAGUGGUCGCUUCGCUGAACGCCGCGUGCAAGCUUACAGGCAUAGGACCUGCAACAGGAACUUUGAUUCUGAACAUCUUCGAUCCAGCUCACAUCCCGUUCUUCCAGGACGAGAUGUAUGCUUGGUUUCUUCCAGACACGAAGUCGGACAAACUGAAGUACACCCAGAAAGAGUACCUGCAACUGCUGGAAGCUGUACGGCCGGUGUUAAAGAGGUUAGCUGUUAAUGCUGUCGAUUUGGAGAAAGUCUCAUAUGUUUUCGGACAUAUGGACCAGCUUGAUGAAGAGGAGCGCAAGAGGUUGGAGGAGUCGGUGGCAACUGCUGACGAACAGGAGGCGGAAACAGACUUGCCGCAGCAGGAAGCGAUUGUAAAGGCUGGAGAUCCUGAGAAGAAAGGGACGAAGGAAAACGUUGCCGUGAAGAAAGGGCAGAAGAGAGCGCCAGAAACCGAAGCGAAGGAAGAUGGCGUUCAGCAGAUCUCCGGACGGCGAACACGCCAGAAGAAAUGACCUGCUCCACCGGGGUCGAACACAUUAUUUAUCAAUUACUAUCGACUCGCCGCAUACGACGCCCGAAAUGU
This is a messenger RNA of Exophiala viscosa, 1072 nucleotides long. Its product is annotated as ADA HAT complex component 1. Lineage: Eukaryota; Fungi; Ascomycota; Eurotiomycetes; Chaetothyriales; Herpotrichiellaceae. The coding region runs from base 72 to 1001 and encodes 309 amino acids. The transcript is spliced from 2 exons. The record is from RefSeq and is a predicted model, not a curated record.